AUGAAAUAUAAUAGGGAGAAUAUAUCAAACAGUGAUAUAUCUCCAUUUAUUUACUCACCAAGCCCACUCUCUGGGUAUUUACAACAAAAAUUGCCUCCCAUAUCCUCUGAAUGUAUUGAUCCUGAAACUAAUCCUUUAGGUGGAUCUGGUUGUGUAAAAUCUUAUAAAACACUGUUGAAAGAUAAAAAAGGGCUAAGAAAUAAGGACCUUAGUGGAUUAAUAUCUAAUCAAGUUAUUAGUGACAUAAAUAAUAUAACUAAUAUCACAAAUAUGAUAUAUUCAGAAGAUGGUAUGUAUAAUCAAAGUGUUGUCAAUAUAUCUUUAGAGAAUCCAUACAAUGAUAUAAUUAUAGAUUCUGAGAAUUCUUCAAAUAAUAUAGUUUCAAAUAUGUCUGAUGUUAUACUAUCAAAUUCACAGUUUGUAUCAUCUCCAUAUCCAACUAAAUUAAAAUCAGAGGAAGUAAGUUUACCAAGAAAAAGAUUAAUUAGUAAAUCGACAGACUUAAGUAAUAACUCUAAAGAUAUAGAUGAAUCAGUAAGAUCAUUACAAAAUGAAGAUACAUUAAAUCCAUUGUACUCGAAUACACUUGAUAAAUUAGAUAAGCAGGGAAGUUUAGAAUUUAGAGAUGUUAACCAUUCAUACUCCUACGAUAAUAAGAAUAUUCCUAAUGCUUCUAAUAUAUCAUUAAAGAAACCUAACGUGGAAAAAUUUGUCAUAUUUGGAAACAACAAUUCAAGUGAGAUAGUAAUACCAAAAUCAGAUUUUAAGGAUAAUAGAAAAAAGCACUUGUCUACAGAAGAGUAUAGAAAGUUGGUGUCUAAUGUCAUGAACAGACGCCGAAGAAGAUCUAAAGACAAUUACCCACGUGUUCCACUUGAUGAUAGAAAUGUUUAUAGUCAUGGUGAACUGAAUCCACCAAUUCUUGGUGGUGUAAUUCCAGGUCCUGUAAUAUAUACUAAUAGAAAAGUAACAAGGCCUAAAUAUAAUCCAUAUAUUACAAAAAUGGACCAAUAUAUAAAAGAUAGAGAACGAGAAGGAAGAAAUAGAUUUAAUUCCUAUAUAACAAAACACAGUAAUAAAGACAAUAAUAAUAAUAGUGACAAUGAUGAUGAUAAUAAUGAUAGUGAUAAUUAUAAUGAUAAUAAUGAUAAUAAUGAUAAUAAUAAUAAUAAUAAUAAUGAUAAUGAUAAUAAUGAUAAUAAUAAUAAUAAUGAUAAUAAUGAUAAUUAUAAUGAUAAUGAUAAUGAUAAUGAUAAUGAUAAUGAUAAUGAUAAUUAUAAUGAUAAUGAUAAUGAUAAUGAUAAUGAUAAUAAUGAUAAUUAUAAUGAUAAUUAUAAUGAUAAUGAUAAUGAUAAUUAUAAUGAUAAUUAUAAUUAUAAUGAUAAUGAUAAUGAUAAUUAUAAUUAUAAUGAUAAUGAUAAUGAUAAUUAUAAUAAUAGUAAUGAUGACAAUAAUAAUAAUAAUGAUAAUAAUAAUAAUGAUAAUAGUAAUGGUUAUGAAUAUCUAAAUGAAGAUGAAGUAGAUUAUAGUAGAACUAAUACUGAUGGAAAUAUAAGAAGCUCAAUUAAUAUUCAAAGACCAAAGACAGUAAGUUGUAUGGGGGAUAAAUGCAAAAGUGGAACUCAUAAAAUAAUGCGACAAUAUAGUAGUAUAUCUGACUUUAUAUUCGAUUCUGAUACUCCAAAUGGAUCAAAUAGAGCUUCUACUUCUAGUAAUGAACCUAGUUUAUGUACAGGAUAUAGUGAUGAUACAGAUUAUUCUAAUAUGAAUAGAUAUAUUGAAAUGUUAUGUAGAAUAAAUGUUUUGCGGCAAAGAAUCGAUGAGAAAAGUCUACUUAUAAAUUUAGAUCCUCACAAUAAAAGAGGGAGAAAUAUAAGAAAAGUAUUUGCAGAAAAUGCUCUUAAUGAAAUUUCAUGUUUGAAAAAAGAGCUUGAUUUCUUACAACAGGAAAUAAAAAACAUAGAUAUUAGAUCAUCUUCAGGGACUAGUGAAAGUAAUGAUUUAGACCGAGGAUUCAGUGAUAAAGAUGAAACUUCGGGGUCAAACCAAGAAGAUGAAGAUCAGAGACCAGUAUUUGGUCAUAUGGGUUCAUCUAAAUAUACGAGACAGUUUAGAAGUCAUAAAUCAGUUCCUAAAACUAUAUCUGUUGAGGUUUAUCCUAAUAAGUCUAAAAAGGAGUUAUACAGAACCCAAUAUAAGGGAAAUAUUACAGGAAAAAAGAAAGACCAAUCCCAACAUACUUCUAAAUCUGUUAGUAAAUCCAAUAUAUCUUUAGGGGAAUUAUAUUCGAGAACUGUAGGAAUUCCAGAGGUAACCCCACAAGGGCCGGAAUUAGGGGCGUUACAGAGAAUGCAUUCUUCAUCUAUUUAUAUUACACCAGGUACACCUAUAAGAACUCCAGUAACUCUGGAAAUUCCAAAAGUCUCGAAACCAAAGAGAGAACAUAAAAGUUCUAUAUUUAUUUAUAUUAAACCUCAUAAACCUAAGGAAAUUCCAGAAAACCCAAAAAUAAAGGAACAAGGUAAAGAUCAAAAGAAUUUAUCCCAACCAUCAUCUCAAUUACCACCCCAAUUACCACCCCAAUUACCACCUCAAUUAACUCGUUAUCUUACUUUUUGCAAUAUAAAUUCAGUACCUUGGGGAGCAGGAAAUUAUAGAGCGACUAAUGUACCUACAUCAAGUGGUUCAUCAUCUGAUUGA
Molecule: messenger RNA, 2700 nt
Organism: Cryptosporidium muris RN66
Lineage: Eukaryota; Apicomplexa; Conoidasida; Eucoccidiorida; Cryptosporidiidae
Exons: 1
Coding region: 1-2700 (899 amino acids)
Source: RefSeq, a predicted model, not a curated record